AAUACAGAGAUUAAAACCUUUUUAAAUAAUAAUUAUGUUUCUUUGAGACAUAAAUGCCUGAUUCAUCAAUUUUGUUUACAGAUGACUCCAAUCCUUGUACUGCUCUUGUUUCAAAAUGUGGGCAUUAGCAAGAAACAUUACCUAGUUGAAACUCAGCAGAAAUUGAGACAAGGAGAAAAUGGCACUGACCUUGAAAGGUUUGUACAGGACUUGGUACAUGAAGUCAAUGGUUCUAGCCUUGGAAGACCAAAGCAGGAAAAAGUUCAAGGAGGCCCUGGUACAACUCUUGUAACCUCUUUUCAGGAACUAGCAAACAGAGAAGAUGGGACAGAUUAUUUCUUCAUUUUAUCUGCGCUAUUGUCAUUAUUUACUCACUCUCCACCAACUCCCACUUUCUAUUCUAUCAGAGUACUACAAAUCACUACAUAUAUGUUCCGAAAGCUUAGUUUAGGGUGUGAACCUGUUCCUCCUCCUCCAGGUUCUCCAAUAAAUGGAAUUGGUGGAGGGGGCAACAAAAAGGGAAAGAAAAAGCGGAGAGGAAAAGGUAAACGGAGGGGAAAAGGUAAACGAAGGGGGAAAGGUAGACCUCAAAUUUUUAUUUGAAUACCUUCAAAAAACUGACAAUCUUGGUUUAAUUGGUCAUGCUACGUAAGUUAUGUUAUAUGUUAUAUGUUUAUUUGUUUAUUUGUUGUAGCAAAAAUAAAUAACAAUAAAUAAGAAAUUGUUAAA
Eurytemora carolleeae is the source of this 729-nucleotide messenger RNA. RefSeq lists its product as uncharacterized. The record is from RefSeq and is a predicted model, not a curated record. Lineage: Eukaryota; Metazoa; Arthropoda; Copepoda; Calanoida; Temoridae. The coding region runs from base 82 to 603 and encodes 173 amino acids. The transcript has 6 exons.